Molecule: messenger RNA, 900 nt
Organism: Orycteropus afer afer
Lineage: Eukaryota; Metazoa; Chordata; Mammalia; Tubulidentata; Orycteropodidae
Gene: RARRES1
Product: retinoic acid receptor responder 1
Exons: 6
Coding region: 1-900 (299 amino acids)
Molecular function (GO): metalloendopeptidase inhibitor activity
Source: RefSeq, a predicted model, not a curated record
AUGCAGCACCGCCGGCAACCGCCUUCCGCAUCCCGGCCCGGGGGCUUGCACCCCGCCGCCUCGCUGCUCGCGCUGCUGCUGGUGCUUGCCCUCCCGCGGGCGACAGCGGCUCCCGCGGGGCAUGAGGACACCGGGCGCCUCCCGGACGCGGGACUCCCGCGCGGCCUCCUGCAGCAUGCGGCUCGCGCUGCGCUGCACUUCUUCAACUUCCGCGCCGGCUCGCCUAGCGCCCUGCGAGUGCUGGCGGCGGUGCAGGAGGGCCGCGCGUGGAUUAAUCAAAAAAAGGAAUGCCAAGUUGACCUGGCAUUUACCACAGAGAGCUACAACCAAGAGGAAGGUGAGGAACGUUUGGGGAAAUGUUCUGCUCGAGUGCUUUUCAGGAAUCAGAAACCCAGACCGGCUGUUAAUGUAACUUGCUCACGGCUUAUUGAGAAGAAACAAAGACAAGAGGAGGAUUACCUGCUUUACAAGCAAAUGAAGCAACUUAAAACCCCCUUGGAUGUCAUCAGCAUGCCUGAUAGCCAUGGACAUAUUGAUCCGUCCCUGAGACCCAUCUGGGAUUUGGCUUUUCUUGGAAGCUCUUAUGUGAUGUGGGAAAAGACAACCCAGUUUUUGCAGUACUAUAUGAUGCAACUCAGUAGGGUGAAGCUUUGGAAAACUGAUGAUGACGAAAUUGAUUUUGACUACACUGUUCUACUUCAUGAAUUCUCAACACAGGAAAUCAUUCCCUGUCACAUUCACUUGGUCUGGUACCCUGGCAAAACACUUAAAGUGAAACACCACUGUCAAGAGCUACAGACACCAGAAGAGGCCUCUGGGGCUGAAGAAGGAUCUGCUGCAGCAUUGACAGACCUUAGUAGGACCUCAAGGGAAAAAAGAUCGGUUUAUACAGAAUCCUAA